CUUUAGCUCCGCAGGACUGUCUUCUCAUGGACAUGCAGAGGGAGGUCCUCAUGACCGGCACAAGGGACAUGUAGCCGAAACCAACAUGAACUGGGGAAUCGUUUGUUUAACAGGUCUGAAUCUCCUCUUUCAGUUUGUCACCUCUUCAAAACUUGUGUGCUACUUCACUAACUGGUCUCGGUACAGAGACGGUCCAGCCAGAUUUCUACCUGACAAUGUGGAUCCCAAUCUCUGCACUCAUCUCAUUUUUGCCUUUGCCAUUGUAAACUAUGGCAAUGAGCUGGUGGCCUCCGACUGGAAUGAUGAUGCACUUUACAAAUCCUUCAAUGCCUUGAAGAUUCGGAACCCAAAGCUAAAGACUUUGCUGUCUGUAAGAGGGAAGGACACUGACUCAGCCAACAGAUUCUCUCAAAUGAUGUCCUCAUCCUCUACACGGCAACAGUUCAUCCAGUCCUCCAUCAGACUUCUACGGACAUAUGGCUUUGAUGGACUGGACCUGGCCUGGGAAGGCCCCGCAUCUCAAGGGAGCCCUCCAGAGGACAGAAGGAGAUUCACACUACUAUGCAAGGAGCUUGUGGAGGCCUAUGAAACUGAGAGCAGAGCCAGUGGAUACCAGAGACUGAUGAUCACUGCUGCUGUGGCUGCAAAAAGAAAUGUAAUUUACAUUAGUUAUGACGUCCCACAGGUCUCACAGUACUUGGACUUCAUCAGUGUCAUGACUUUUGGCUUUCAUGGAAGUCAAGAUGGUCUCACUAAUCACCACAGCCCCUUAUAUAGUGGAGAACAUCAAACAGGAGAGAGUCUACAUUAUAAUGUAGUAGGUAUCUAAAUGUUUUUUUUUUCUUUUCAAACACGCUACUGUGCUCAGGAAGUUAUACGCUACAUGUGUCUGCAAUAGCGUAAUGUCAUUUUGCAGUGUAGCAGUGUUCUCUGGUGGUUGCAAUAGAUUUACUUACACACUGCAGCAUUUCCACAUGUAAAAGAAUGACAGGGAGAUAAGUUACUGAGACCUGAUAUAAAAGGUCUGAGAGCAAUGUUUGUGAACUUUGAUGGAUAACAUUGUUUAAUGGAGUUAUUUUACAUUAAGUUAUUUUAACCACUUGUAGCUUAGUCAAGCAACAGUCUAUACUUGUCUUCAAACAGUUGACAGAUUGGAACAUAUCGCUGAUACCGAAACCAGUGUCCUACAGGAAAUUCUCACAUACAUUUCCUUUGUUUUGACCUCCAGAAUUCUGCCGUGUCGUACUGGCAGGAGCAGGGUGCCCCUGUGGAAAAACUGUUGAUGGGUUUUCCUACAUUUGGACACUCGUUUCUCCUCACUUCCACAGUCGGUGGGGUUGGGGCCCCUACCAGUAGCUUUGCUGCGGCUGGGCCAUAUACUCAAGAGAUGGGUGUCUGGUCUCACUAUGAGGUGAUCGAAGGGUUUAGUGCAGCAUGUUUACAAUCAACAAUCAAUACAUCUGAAUAAUUGUCUAAUCUUAUCUUAUCUUGUCUUAUCUUAUCUUGUAUUAUCUUAUCUCAUCUUAUCUUAUCUUAUAUCAUAGAAUUAACUCCCUACUCAUGAAUUUCUUCAGAUUUGUUCUUUCCUUCAGGGUGCAACAGUAGAGUGGAUUGAUAAACAGAAAGUUCCAUUUGCUCUGAAGGGACGUGGGUGGGUGGGUUUUGACAACCAGACUAGCUAU
Clupea harengus (Atlantic herring) is the source of this 1682-nucleotide messenger RNA. RefSeq names its product acidic mammalian chitinase-like. Gene Ontology annotation, molecular function: chitin binding. The record is from RefSeq and is a predicted model, not a curated record. Gene Ontology annotation, cellular component: extracellular region. Gene Ontology annotation, biological process: carbohydrate metabolic process. Bases 86 to 829 code for a protein of 247 amino acids. The transcript has 7 exons. Lineage: Eukaryota; Metazoa; Chordata; Actinopteri; Clupeiformes; Clupeidae.